Plasmopara halstedii is the source of this 186-nucleotide messenger RNA. RefSeq lists its product as uncharacterized. The transcript has 2 exons. Lineage: Eukaryota; Oomycota; Peronosporomycetes; Peronosporales; Peronosporaceae. The record is from RefSeq and is a predicted model, not a curated record. The coding region runs from base 1 to 186 and encodes 61 amino acids.
AUGAUAGCGAAGCAAAGUAAUGGUUUUCAUAGGCUGCAGCUUCAGCUGAAGUCCGCGAAAGAUAAAGGGUCAUUUGCAGAGAGAAAUAACCAGCGAUUUCAAACGGAAGUCACAAGCGCAAAGAAGAAGUUGCUGUGUUACGAUGCCAAGGUUAACAAACUGAAGUCUGACAAAAUUGUACUCUAA